UGCACUCUCCCCCUACAUUGUGAGCUAAGUUAAACGAUGCGAGCGCUCGCAGCCGUCGCCGCCGCCCAGUAGUUUCACAGCCCGCGGACCAAGCACGACACCGACGAAAAGAGACCGUGUGAGGGCAAUAUACGAAGACCAGAGCUUUUUUCAAACAAGUGUCAAACGUUAUCGUGGGGGAUUUUUUAAUGUUUUAGCUAGUUGCCGACAGAGCGCGAGAGAGGGAGAACGAGAGCGAGUCAGCCAGCCUAGAGAGGGAUAAGGUAUAAAGAGGGAAAAUAAUUGCUGGUAUAUUUCGGUCCUCGCCAACCGUUACUUUGGAUAUCAAGAAGAUCAGAGGUUGUGUAGCCAUGGGAUGUACACUGAGCGCCGAGGAGAGAGCGGCUUUGGACAGGAGCAAGGCUAUUGAGAAAAACCUAAAAGAAGAUGGAGUCACUGCCGCGAAAGACGUAAAACUACUCCUGCUUGGGGCUGGGGAGUCAGGAAAAAGUACCAUCGUGAAACAGAUGAAGAUUAUCCACGAGGAUGGCUUCUCUGGAGAUGAUGUGAAGCAGUACAAGCCUGUGGUCUACAGCAACACAAUCCAGUCUCUGGCUGCCAUCGUCCGUGCCAUGGACACCCUGGGCCUGGAAUAUGGAGACAAGGAGAGAAAAGCUGAUGCUAAGAUGGUGUGUGACGUGGUGAGUCGUAUGGAGGACACUGAGCCCUACUCUCCUGAGCUCCUGGGGGCUAUGACCCGCCUGUGGUCGGACUCCGGCAUCCAGGAGUGCUUCAACCGCGCCCGAGAAUACCAGCUCAAUGACUCUUCCCAAUACUACCUAGACAGUUUAGACCGGAUCGGUGCACCUGACUACCAGCCCACAGAGCAGGACAUCCUCAGAACCCGAGUCAAGACCACUGGCAUUGUAGAAACUCACUUCGUCUUCAAGAACCUGCACUUCAGGCUGUUUGAUGUGGGAGGUCAGAGGUCGGAGAGGAAGAAAUGGAUCCACUGCUUUGAGGACGUGACAGCCAUUAUCUUCUGUGUGGCACUGAGUGGGUACGACCAGGUGCUGCAUGAAGACGAGACCACGAAUCGCAUGCACGAGUCUCUUAUGCUGUUCGAUUCCAUCUGUAACAACAAAUUCUUCGUUGACACUUCCAUCAUUCUCUUCCUCAACAAGAAAGAUCUGUUUGCCGAAAAGAUCAAGAAAUCUGCCUUGAGUAUCUGUUUCCCUGAGUAUACCGGUUCUAACACCUAUGAGGAUGCAGCUGCCUACAUCCAAGCACAAUUUGAGAGCAAGAACCGCUCGCCUAAUAAGGAGAUCUACUGUCACCUGACGUGUGCCACGGAUACAGGGAACAUCCAGGUGGUGUUUGGCGCCGUCACUGACAUCAUCAUCGCCAACAACCUGCGAGGAUGUGGCUUGUACUGAGCCCUGACCGCCCCCUCGCCUCACCUCUGGAAAUGAUUCUAAUUGAAAAUGCAACUUGGUAAA
Molecule: messenger RNA, 1478 nt
Organism: Coregonus clupeaformis (lake whitefish)
Lineage: Eukaryota; Metazoa; Chordata; Actinopteri; Salmoniformes; Salmonidae
Product: guanine nucleotide-binding protein G(o) subunit alpha-like
Biological process (GO): G protein-coupled dopamine receptor signaling pathway; adenylate cyclase-modulating G protein-coupled receptor signaling pathway
Cellular component (GO): heterotrimeric G-protein complex
Molecular function (GO): GTP binding; corticotropin-releasing hormone receptor 1 binding; G-protein beta/gamma-subunit complex binding
Source: RefSeq, a predicted model, not a curated record